UAAUGAUGUGCUCAGCAAGUGGACACUCCUAUUAUUAUUUACAUUUUGAUUCAGCAUGGCUCAGGAUCUGUGUUUUUGGAAUGAUUUUGAAUUAAAAAAACCUCCGCUGGUGACGAUUGAAGUGGAGAACACAGGUUUCGCCAAAAAUGUCUUUGUGGCUAUCAACAAGUUCCUGCAACAGAUGGGCGGCCAGGACUUUGAUGAAACAGCAGCAUUGAUUGGACGGUUAAUGACGCGCCGUAAGAAUUCCUUCCGGAAUAUGCCUGGAUUUCGAGCCAUCUGUAAACUAAACUCCGCUCUGUGCCGCCUACUACGUUUGGAUUUGUGCCGAGAUCUGGAGCAGUUUCGAGGAUCCCUGCCGGAUGUCUACGUUGAGGAUACCGAAGGAGCUCUGCCAACCAAAAGCAGCUUUGAGUUCAUCCUUGUCAGAUUAUUGGCAUUUUAUUAUUUGCAUAAACGCAUCGCGGAGUGUUGCCUUUCGGCAGCCUCCUAUUUCACCAAACUGCUGAGGAGCAACUUCUUUAUGGACUUUACCACGCUGCUGAUUGCUGCAAUCGCAAAAAUCAAAAAACUGAGUGCUGAUCAGGCUACUCAGAGUGCGCAGCUAUACAACAAAUUAAGACAACAUCGCAACAGUUUUCCGGAGGUAAAGAACCACAAGUUUUUGCCUGAUAAUCAGGAAUUGCCAGAGAAUCUGGAACCUAUGAAAAGCCUAAAAAGUGAAGCUAAGGAAGAAAAACCCCAGUCCGUUCUCCUGAAGCCCAAAGAAGUGGUAACCCGCGUUCAAAAGUCAAAAUCCGAUGUUGGUAUGGUUAUUGCUCGGAAAGAGACCUCCAAGCCAAGUUUCAAUGAAGCUGCUCUGGCCACAGUGGAGGAUGCCCAAAGAUUUAUUGCCCGGGAAACUAAGGCAAGGAAGCAGAAUCCACUGCCGGAGGACUGCUUUACAGGAAAGAUUUCCAAGCACGAGUGGCUGGCCGCCCAAAAACUGUUUCAUCAAAAACUGUCCAAGGAUCCUGCUAAAGCUUUGAGUUUAUUUCGUAAAUUUGUUGUUAGCAAAAUUAAAUAAAUAAGUGAACGUCAAUAAUAAUAACUUA
Messenger RNA from Drosophila ananassae, 1094 nucleotides. RefSeq lists its product as uncharacterized. NCBI's taxonomy places the organism in Eukaryota, Metazoa, Arthropoda, Insecta, Diptera, Drosophilidae. The transcript is spliced from 2 exons. The record is from RefSeq and is a predicted model, not a curated record. Gene Ontology annotation, cellular component: nucleus. Gene Ontology annotation, biological process: positive regulation of Notch signaling pathway. Bases 56 to 1066 code for a protein of 336 amino acids.